AUGGCGCGCUCAGUUGCCACCCAGUUGUGGCCUCGUGCCUUCUCCACUGUCUACGUCCUGUUUGGGGCCACGGGCGGCAUCGGCAGCGCCCUCAGCGUGCUGCUGGCAGCCCAGCCCGGCGCGCAGCUGCUGCUGUCGGGGCGGGACGAGGCCAGGCUGCAGCGGGUGGCCGCAGAAGCGGCGGGCGCAGGAGGCCCGGCAGAGGUGUCCACCGCUGCGGCAGACCCACUGGACCUGCAGGCCGUGGAGGGGGUGGUUGAGGAGGCGGUACGGCGGUACGGGAGGAUAGACGGCGUGGCCAGCUGCGUGGGCAGCGUCAUCCUCAAGCCAGCCCACACCACCAGCCUGAAGGAGUUUGAGGAGACGCUGCGCACCAACCUGGUGUCCAGCUUUGGGGUGCUGCGGGCGGCCGCCAAGGCCAUGUCGCGCCCCGCCAACGGCGGCGGCAGCAUCGCCUUCUGCUCCUCGGCGGUGGCGCGGCACGGCAUUGCCAACCACGAGGCCAUUGCCGCGGCUAAGGGCGGCGUGGCGGCCAUGGCGCUGUCUGCCGCGGCCACCUAUGCGCCCCGCAACGUCCGGGUGAACUGCGUGGCGCCGGGGCUCACCCACACCCCCAUGACCGCCAGAAUCACAGGCACGCCGGCUGCCCUGCUGCGCCGGCGCAGCGAGACGGCACUGAAAGCCAGCACCGCCAUGCACGCCCUGAAGCGCAUCGGCGAGCCGCGGGAGGUGGCGGCGGCCCUCGCUUUCUUGCUGGACCCCGCCAACUCCUUCAUCACGGGGCAGGUGCUGGCGGUGGACGGCGGGCUGGGGUCAGUGCGACCCGCCUGA
Molecule: messenger RNA, 831 nt
Organism: Chlorella variabilis
Lineage: Eukaryota; Viridiplantae; Chlorophyta; Trebouxiophyceae; Chlorellales; Chlorellaceae
Exons: 5
Coding region: 1-831 (276 amino acids)
Source: RefSeq, a predicted model, not a curated record